AUGGAUUCAACGAUAAUAAUAUCCGAUAAAAGUCCUCAUCAAUUCUCACAUGAAUGCAAAAAUCUCACACUCAUAUCAAUACCCUCCCAGGCAGCAAACCCCAUCAACACACAAAAAGUCCAACUAAACCACCGCUCACCAGUCCAGAAGACGGAAAACGGAAGAAUAGCCCAAACCACAUGGUCACUGCCCAUCUUCAGCAUUGACGAGGCCGUAGCUCCCAAACACCGACCACACGCCUCACACAUGACGCUGAAUAAAACAAAGAAACACACACACAGUUUGCACGCCUACACCAAAGACCACCUAAAGAUCACAGCUUUCCCACACCCAUCUUCCACAAGUUCCGCGCAACAAUGCCAGAAAGUUCCGGCGGCAGCCAUUCGGAAGCUCCCCACGCCCUACCCAUCGGCGUUACCCAAAAGUGGCUGCGGCAACUAA
Molecule: messenger RNA, 441 nt
Organism: Pochonia chlamydosporia 170
Lineage: Eukaryota; Fungi; Ascomycota; Sordariomycetes; Hypocreales; Clavicipitaceae
Exons: 1
Coding region: 1-441 (146 amino acids)
Source: RefSeq, a predicted model, not a curated record